UUCCUUUCUGUCAGUUCUGUAUUGAUUCAAUAUAUCUCAGAAAACCCUAAUUCUGGAAGCAAGUAUAUAUAGGCGCAGAUUUUGUCUCGAGAGAGAGAGAGAGAUGGGGGCGCAAAACAGCAAAGCAGAAGCAGCUGUUGCCUAUGCAAAGGCGCAUGGCGGCGAUGAUGAGGAAUCACUCAAACAGAACAAACAGGAUCUCGUCUACCCCAAGACACCGCUGUCUAUCGGUUCGGAUAAUAUCUACGGCGACAUGCUGGUGAGAAUCCCAAAGAACACCACCAUCCCAACCAGGAAGUUCGAAUUUGUCUCAACCACCGCGUCUGACUUCCAGGAAUCCGUGAAGAUAUCUUUUUACCAAGGUGAAAGAAAGAAGGCAAGCGCCAACCAACUUCUUGGCGUCCUGGUGUUCGAGGGCAUCCCUCCCGCUCCCAUGGGCGUUGCAAAGGUCAAGAUUUGCGUCGACAUCGAUGCCAAGGGCAACCUGAACGUGUCUGCCGAGGACAAGUCGACCGGCCGGAAGGCGACCAUGAGCAUACCGGGCGUCGGGGUCAGAGGAAAGUUUCUGACGACCGAGGAGGUGGAGAAGAUGGCCCGACAAGGAGAGAAGCACAAGUCGGAGGACGAAGAGCACACGAAGGAGGUGAAUGCCAUGAUAGCAAUGAAGGAGUAUGCAUACCUGGUCAGAGAGAACGCGGCUGCUGGAGCCUACUCCUGGAAAGCGGACGACGCAUUUAGGGAUGCGUUUGGGAAGAUGCUCGGCGAGUUCAAUGAGAAGGCAAAGGAGUUUGGAUUGGAAGGUGACAAGAAGAGGUGUGAAGCCUAGCACAUUAUCCAAUCAUCGGAUUCGAAGCACGAUCGGUUAGGGUUCCAACUAGUUUGGGAAGUAUAGAAAUUCAUCGGACAAUAUUCAUUGUGUUUUGCUCUUGUUUAUUCGAAUACUUUGCUGUUUCUUUUCUAAGUUGGCUCAGGAUGUUCCAAAGUUUCUUUUGCUGCUGCGUACAAUCACAAUGUAAAAUACUUUCUCCUUGAUUAGGGUAAUAUGCUAGCUACUACCUAGUUAGGGCUGGUUAACGAUUAUCCUGUUACGGGUGUGAUCGAUAACCGAACCGGAAUCGAUGGUUAACUAUUACACCAGUAACUGAUGAUUAAAUAAUAAUAAAAAGUCGGUUCUUGGCAGUCAAAUUUAGGGGUGGGUGUUGGGUGGGUUGGGCGGAUUUUAACCAUGAAACUCACCCACGUGCGAUUAAACGGAUUGAUAAAUUUUAACCCAGCACACACCCACAUUUAGUCUUGGGUUGGGUCGGGCGGAUGGUGGGUGAUGCGGGUGGGUUUGUGGGUUCACCCACAUCACAAUAUAUAUAAUAUAAAGGAGUCAACUUGACAAGGUAAUCGCUGCAGAGAGUUAUAGGGCGGAAACAAGAAAAUGGAAUAGGAAGAAAAAAUGUCGAAUUAGUUCUGAAAUUGGAUAGAAAUUCUAUUAUGGAGUUUUCAACCGAUGAAGAUGAUUAUCAAGUGCAGGGAACUAAGAAAAAUAAUUCAAUAGAGGAAAAAGAGGUGAUCUAAGCACUAGAAUCAGAGGAAAAAAUAAAAGGAAAAAGGGGAUCGCGAUUUGGAAGGUUGGCUUUGAGGUUCAAUCUCUUGGAGCAACCCUAGUUUCCGUCUAACGUCUCCACUCUCCCCUCUACAACACCAACGACUUUGUUCUUUUUGCAGUUGGGUUGAGCGGGUUACCCGCGCACCCGCCACUCGGCGAAUGGCUCCCAAAGCAACCCGUUACCCUCCCAAGACCCACCCACAUAACUAAAUUCUGGUCAAAUGCGGGUGGGUCGGUUCAAACCUGCGGGUAAUUCGCUCGCAUGCCCAGCCCUAGUUAAAUUUAUAGCUAAUUAAUAACCGACAGUUAAACGGUCAACCGAUUACGACCAUGCUUAUUGUUAGGGCAAAAAAUAAUAGGCAUUGAUGAGCCGAAAGCACAGGCCAAACAUAAUGGGAUGUUUGAAAGCCUACAAGAUCAAUUGCCUAACUUGGUUGUGAUAGUGAAUAAGCACUCCCCUUUAGUUACAGGAUCUCUUCCUGUGGUCGUGGCAGGUCACCGAAAAGUUCUUCUCCAGUUGAGCGGGUUACCCGCGCACCCGCGCACCCGGCGAAUGGCUCCCAAAGCAACCCGUUACCCUCCCAAAGACCCACCCACAUAGCUAAAUUCUGGUCAAAUGCGGGUGGGUCGGUUCAAACCUGCGGGUAAUUCGCUCGCAUGCCCAGCCCUAGUUAAAUUUAUAGCUAAUUAAUAACCGACAGUUAAACGGUCAACCGAUUACGACCAUGCUUAUUGUUAGGGCAAAAAAUAAUAGGCAUUGAUGAGCCGAAAGCACAGGCCAAACAUAAUGGGAUGUUUGAAAGCCUACAAGAUCAAUUGCCUAACUUGGUUGUGAUAGUGAAUAAGCACUCCCCUUUAGUUACAGGAUCUCUUCCCGUGGUCGUGGCAGGUCACCGAAAAGUUCUUCUCCAAGUCGACUCCACCACUGCUCUCCAUCUCCAUCUCAUAACCUCCAAUCAACAAGAUUGCUGCUUCCAAAUCCUGAUAUAGAAAAUCAGGGAUCUCUUGAACCAAAAUUGGGAGGUAAAAACCUCUCAUACUCUAUAGGGAAUGCAAUAAAGCCGCAGAUUACCU
Messenger RNA from Linum trigynum, 2671 nucleotides. NCBI's taxonomy places the organism in Eukaryota, Viridiplantae, Streptophyta, Magnoliopsida, Malpighiales, Linaceae. The record is from the annotation of a GenBank genome assembly.